Molecule: messenger RNA, 3120 nt
Organism: Plasmodium adleri (nom. inval.)
Lineage: Eukaryota; Apicomplexa; Aconoidasida; Haemosporida; Plasmodiidae
Product: conserved Plasmodium protein, unknown function
Exons: 3
Coding region: 1-3120 (1039 amino acids)
Source: RefSeq, a predicted model, not a curated record
AUGGAAGAAGAUAAAUUAAUAAAUGAAAUAUACACAAAAAAUGAUAAUAAUAAUAAGAAGGAAGAAAUAAAGAAAAUUUUAAAAAAUAUAAAAGAUAGUGAUAAUACCAAAGAUAAAUUUAUGAACAUUUUAAAAUUAACAAAAUAUAUAAAUGAUUUAAAAGAAAGUGAUAAAAUUAAUGUUUUAAAAUCUAUUGACGUUGAAUUUUUAUGUUUAUUAUUACGUUCUCAAAAUGAAUUUAAAUUAUUUACCUUACGUUUAAUUAAUAGUCUCAUAGGUAAUUCAACUUGUGUUUAUUUAAAAACUUGUUUCCCUUUUAUCAAUUCUAUUAUCGUUUCUUAUUCUUGCUAUGUAAAAAACUGGAGUAACAGAUUAAAAAAGGCUGUGCAGAUAUGCAAUAAAGAAAAUAAGAAGGGUAUAAAUAAAAAUGCUUCUAUUGAAAAUAAUUGUGAACAAAAGGAAAAGGCUUUCUCUAUAUAUGAUAAUAAGUAUAACACUUGUGCAGGUGAUAAUAAAUAUGAAGAUGAUGAUAAACACGAAUGUGAUGAUAAACAUAUAGAUGAUGAUAAUUAUAUAUCGUGCGAUCAGGAUGAGCUAAAAGAUAUAAAUAUAAUAUACAACGAAUGUAUAACGUUUUUCUUAAAAACUCAAGCAUUUUUAAAGGAAGAAGAAAUUAUUAAUAAUUUUUAUUUCAAUUCUGAAAAUAACGAUUUAGAUGUUGAUGUGGAAAUGUAUUUUUUUAACAAAAGAUUAAAAAAAAAAUACAAUGAAGAAAAAGACAAUGUUAUAAAUAAUGAAGAGGAUGUUGAAGAAAAUAAUUUUAUUGUUAAUAAAAAAAAAGUAAAUCAUGAUACAAAAAAUAAGUAUGAUUUAAAUGAUAUCAAUAAUAUAAAUCAAAAAAGAUAUUUUGAUAAUGAAAAAAAUUCUUCAAAUAAUAUUUGUGAUGAUAAUACAUCCGAUACUGAUAUGUCAAUACUAGAUGAUAAUGAUGAUAAAGAACAAGAUUUUUAUUUUUCAAAUGAAAAAAUUUGCUUGAUUAAUUUAAUUUUUACCAUAUUAAAAGAAAAUAUUAAUUUGAAGGAACUCAAAAAUAUAAAAAAUAAUAAGAAAGGGAACAACAAUGAUAUAAAUGUAGAUAAUAUGAACAAUAAGGACAAUAUAAAUAGUAUAUAUAAAAAAAAGUGUAUAGACAUAUCCAAAUAUAAUAUAUCCCUAUUAAAUGAACAGUGUAUUUAUAUUUCAUUACAUUUUUUGAAUAAUAUAAUUUUGAAAUUAAAUGAUAAUAAAUAUGUAAAAGAAUAUUUCCAUUUAUUAAAUAGAUUAGCAGAAAAUUAUAAUGAACCUAAAUUAAGAAUUACUGUUAUGAAUUGCUUAACAAAUUUAAAUAUAUAUAUAAAAAAAAGAAAUAUUGAAAAUAUAUUGGAUGAAAAAAAUAUAUAUAAAUUUUAUGCAAAUAUAAUAUAUUAUUUUUCUGAAAUAAAAGAUGAGAAAGAGAAAGAAAUUUUAUAUAGAUUAUAUUCCACAAUAUAUUCAUGUUUACAUUUUAUAUAUGUUAAUUAUGAUUCGAUAGAUAUUUUAAAAACUCCUUUAUCUUAUAUGAGUGUUGAAUUAUAUUUAUUUUUUGAAGAUGUUAUGAAAUAUGUAAGUAAAAAGGAAUUUAAUAAUUAUAUUUUUUAUAACAAAUAUUUUAAACAAAUGAUUCAUAUGAUAUGUAUAAAUGUAGAACAUAUCUUAAAAUUUUUAAGUGAACAUUAUUCAUGGUAUUAUGAAAAGGAUGAAAUAAAAAAUGACGAUAAAGGAAAAGAAAUUUCCUCUUUAUCUGUUGUAGAAAAUCCAAAUAUUAUGAUAGAAAAAAAAAAAUUAAUAAAAAAUGAAAAUACAAGAGAAAACCUAAAUGAUAAAAAUAAUAACAAUAUAUUAUAUGUUAAUCCAACAGAUAAGAUAUGUAAAAAGACAGUAAUAGAACUUGACUUAAAUAAUAUGUAUGGUGUAAUUUUAAAAAUAAAAAAGAUUAUGGAUAUUUUAUUAGAAUUUUUUAAAGAUAUAAAAGAUAUAUUUAAAUUACAAGAUGAAGAAAAACAAAAAGAUUUAAUAAAAUUUAAAAAUGAAUUUAAUAAAGAAAUAAAUGUACUUAUAAAAUUAUUUUGUAAUUAUUUAAUUUAUGAAAAUGUUCAUUAUAUUGAUGACUUUAUUAAUUUAUUAGAAUUCUUUUCAAUUAUAAUAAAUGAAGAUAAUUUCUUUUAUCUUUUAAUAGUUAAAUAUAUAGAUCCUAACAGAUAUUUUAAUAACAAAAUAUUCUUAUCAAAAUUGUUAUUAUAUAUAUUCAAUUUAAAUAUGAAAAAUAUUGUUCAAAUAAAAAUUUUAUUUCAUUUAUAUAAUAAAUGUACAUUUAAUAUAUUAAAUUAUUUAGAAAUAAAUGAACCAAAAGACAUUUCUAAUUUUUCUUCAUUCAUUCAAAAUAACACACAUAAUUAUAGUUUUAUACAAAUAUUAAACAUAUCAAUAGAUAAAUUAAAUAACUUAAAUUUUAUAUAUAUAUUAUGUCAAGAUGAAUAUCAAAUAAAAAUGAAUAAUAACUCUAAACAAAAUAUAAAAAAUCUCCUUCUUUUUCAUACUCAUUUUUUCUUUUAUUAUUAUUUUAGUAUACUACAACAACAUAAUUUUGAGAUUAUAAAUGAACAGAAAAAUAAAUUCGAUUUAUAUAAGGAAAAUUAUUAUAAUAUAUCUAAUAAUAGUAUUAAAAAAAAUACACACCAAUUUUUUCUCUCUCUAAAAAUUCUGUUUGCUAUAUCAGCCUUUCUUUUUAUGAGAUUUGAUUCUUAUGAUUGUCUGAUAUUAUCCUUGUUGAAUUUAAAAUUUUUAAACGAACAUGAAUCCAAGGAUAAUGAAUUAAGUGAAAUGAAAAAAAAAAAGAAAAAAUACUUUUAUCAAGUUUUAAAAUUGACUUACUUUAUUAUGUAUUAUCAUCCAUAUUUUAUUUCUCUUUUUAUUUUCCGUUGGAAACAAAUAAAAGAUCAGGAUAAUAACAAUGUUUUUUUUGAUGUCAAUAAAAUAAAGUUGAAGGAAGAACACUUAUCCAUUUGUAAAUUAUUAAAUAAUUUUAUUAGCAAUUAUGUAUAG